CCUUCUUUUCAUUCGAAGAGGCGGAAGAGCAUAUCCAGGUUUUAUACCUUUCUUUCAUCGUAUUGUUUCGCCACUCUACUUCCUUUUUCUUCCCCAAAAUUCAUUCACAGCACAGACUCAGAUUUUCAAUCGUCGCAACCGCAUCCAAAGUUUCUUUCUAAUUGGGGGCAAAAACCACAAAACGAUUUUCUUGUCUCUGAACCGAGGAAUAUGGGUGACAUGGAGCAAGACAAUGAAAAUAACAAAGAGACUAUGAUAGAGCAGCUUGCUCAGGCGUGUGUUGAAUUGGAGGCUCGGAAUGGCGCUUCUGAGGAUAAGGUUCAAUGGGUUGAAAUCAAGCAACAUUUCUUUGACCUUGAGAUGCUAUUGAACAAGAAAAAUGAAGAGCUGCAGGCUAAGGAGAGGGAGUAUGAAGAGAAACAAUUAGAAACAAAUACAUUGCUCUCCCAGAGAAAGGCGGCGGUUACUUCAAAGGAACAAGAUCUAUUAGAUCGUUUGCAGGAGCUUAAAGAUGCUGCCGUAGCUUCCAUUGUAGAGGCUCGUCCAAAUCACGAGACUACACCUUUGGAGUUUUUUGUGUAUGAUGAUGGGGAGAACCAAGAUAACAAGGUAAACAGCUCCCCUGAGGACUCUCCUUAUAAGUCAGGUGAAAAGUCUGAAGGUGUGGCUACUGAGGUUACGUCACAUCUAGAGUUGAAAUUUUUUUGUGAGAAAAUGGAUGCGAAUGGUCUUCUGGAUUAUGUUGUGGCACAUAAGAAAAAAGUGACUGUUUUUCGUGAAGAAAUUUCGGUUGCAUUAGAAAGUGCAACUGAUCCAGCACGUUUGGUGCUUGAUUUACUAGUGGGGUUUUAUCCCGCCAAUGAGACUACCCAACAAAAAGAUACAAUGGGUGCUGCCCUUCAGGGCAAGCGCAAAUCCUCUAUUCUAAUUUUGGAAGCCUUGGCCAGCUUAUUGGCAAGGGCUAACCCAGGUGCAGAUCACCUUUUGAACCCUGAAACCAAGCAGCAAGCCAAGGCAAUGGCUGAUGAGUGGAGGCUCAAGUUAGCUAGUGCGGACAUUGAUGCUGCCAAUGGACAUUCAUUGGAAGCAGAGGCAUUCUUGCAGCUUCUUUCAACUUUUAGAAUUGCUUCAGAGUUUGGUGAAGAAGAACUCUGCAAGCUUGUACUUGCAGUUGCUCAGAAUAGGUCGGCACCUGAGCUCUGCCGCUCUGUUGGGUUAACUCACAAAGUGCCAGGUCUUGUUGAAAUACUCAUCAACAAUGGUAAACAGAUUGCGGCUGUACAUUUUAUUCAACUCUUCCAGCUUCAAGAAAGCUUUCCCCCUGUGCCCCUCCUGAGGACAUACCUCAAAAACCAAAGGAGAAAUUCACAAGUAAAGGCUGAUAAUGUGCGGGAUAUUGCUACUGCAAAGAUUGAUGCCAAUGCACAAGAGCUUGCAGCACUGAAAAUUGUAAUUAAGUGCAUUGAAGAAUACGAUUUCGAAUCCGAGCACCCACUUGAUACACUCCAUAAAAGGGUUCAUCAACUAGAGAAAUCAAAGACAGAAAAAAGGAGAGGUGGAGAGUUUUUCAAACGUCCACAACAAUCAAAGAGGCCAAGGCCUAAUGAAAGGCAUUUUCCACCCCGUUCCUCUGGUCGUGGUGGUGCUUCAGCUGUUGGUACGGGUAGGCAGAUUCCCCCUGUUAGGACAGCAUAUGCAGGAGCUGCUGACAGGUAUCCCCAUUAUAGUGCAGUCGCACACGAGUAUCAAGUUCCUCAACCAUCUAUAUACACUCAGCCCGCCAGUGCAACUCCUCCUAACUAUGGUCGUUAUAUUGGUAGUAGUUUGCAACCCUCACACCAGCAUUACAUGUGAUUUGUUUACAUCCAAGCAUUACUGAAAAGAUUUGAGGCAUGCUAGCUGAUCAAAACAUUAGUAAUUCUACCCCUACUUUUUAGUAUGUUUCCUUUUGUUUUUGUUUUGUUUGAGUUUCUUAUGAUAUCAGAAAGCAGGUGUACUCUUAUAUUUAUAUCUAAUGAUCACUUUUGAAGUGCAUGUUAAAAUUUGGUGACA
Messenger RNA from Trifolium pratense (red clover), 2052 nucleotides. Its product is annotated as FRIGIDA-like protein 3. Bases 211 to 1854 code for a protein of 547 amino acids. The transcript has 4 exons. NCBI's taxonomy places the organism in Eukaryota, Viridiplantae, Streptophyta, Magnoliopsida, Fabales, Fabaceae. The record is from RefSeq and is a predicted model, not a curated record.